Plasmodium inui San Antonio 1 is the source of this 1497-nucleotide messenger RNA. RefSeq lists its product as hypothetical. NCBI's taxonomy places the organism in Eukaryota, Apicomplexa, Aconoidasida, Haemosporida, Plasmodiidae. The record is from RefSeq and is a predicted model, not a curated record. Gene Ontology annotation, cellular component: endoplasmic reticulum-Golgi intermediate compartment; Golgi membrane; COPII-coated ER to Golgi transport vesicle. Gene Ontology annotation, molecular function: D-mannose binding. Bases 1 to 1497 code for a protein of 498 amino acids. The transcript has a single exon. Gene Ontology annotation, biological process: endoplasmic reticulum organization; endoplasmic reticulum to Golgi vesicle-mediated transport; Golgi organization.
AUGGCGAGGUUCCUGUUGGCCCUCGUAGGGCUGUUGUGCUGGUCCGCAAGCCGGCACAGGAGCGCGUCGGGGACCACCUCCAACAAUGGCAGCGAUGGCAUGUACGUCUCCCACGCGCAUUCGUUUAACUCGCCCUUCACUGUAAACGACCUGAACAACGGAUGGGUACUUAACUACUCAACGGCCAGCACAAACAAGUACCUGGUCCUCAUCCCAAAUGUGUACAAUCGAAGAGGAUUCCUCUACCACAGCAAGCCAAUCCCCUCGGACACCCUCAACGUCGAAUUCAGUUUCCACAUAAAGAAGCAAUUCUACAAGGAGCAUAUAGACGAUAGCUACUACAAAAAGAACCAGGUAAAGGAAACAGAUUAUAAAAUAUCCACUGAGGAAAAGAACAAAAUAAAUGGCUUCGCCUUUUGGCUUCUACCGAACGAGUUUUCCCUCCACAGUGUAAAUACUGAAGGGGGGGUCCCACUUGAAGAAGAUCAAUAUGGACUGUAUGGAUUUAAGGAAGAUUUUAACGGCAUCGGGGUGGGGUUCCAAUUACGUGGAAACGAUUUAGUUCUAUCUGGAUUAAUUAACAAUGGAAAGAGAAAGCUAAACGUGAAAGACAACACUACAAAGAGUUAUCGCCUGAGCCUACUGAGCAUGGAUGAGCUAAUCUAUGUAAAGAUAACGACACGGAAAAAUGAAAUGCGUGUUUAUUUGUUCAAUGGGAGAAACAACAGCUAUAUUCACAGCUUAACGGUGAAGAAGCAGAUACCCAAGGAGAAUUACCUCGGGUUCAGUGCCUUUAAUUAUAAAGAGAAUGAACAACUGACCAACACCAAUGCAGAGAAGUAUGUACCCACCUUUGUAGGCAUCACACAUGUUUCAAUCUCUUUUAGCGACAUUUUCCCUGAAGCCGAGCAAGGACAACAGUACUCCGGAGAAGAAACAGACUCAAUGGAUGGAAACGCAGAGGAGCACUUGUGGAACAGCUCCAUUGAUAAUACCCUUAACGGACUGGACUCCAGUCAUCUCAGCCAAGCGGAAGUGUUGAAGUCCCUAGCCGCUACGCUGCAAAAAUUCAUGUCGUACCAAAAAAGUAGCGAAAAAAAAAUCCUGCAAAGCCUUAACAUGCUGCAGGAGAGUGUCCAGUUUCUACAUGCAGAUUUAAAACAAGUGAAAAAAAAUCUUGUGAACAAAUCGGAAGAUCCAAAACACUUUCAAAAAAUCUUCACGACCGAGUUGAGUGGCCUCAAAAGCUUAUUUCAUUCACAUGCACAGCAUAGCAGGAAGAAUAUCGAAGACAUCACGGAUAGGCUGACAAAACGGAUUAAUGAGAACCAGGAACUGAAGCUCCUCGCGGAGAAGGCCCAGAAGCUGGAGACCAUCAUCAGCAAGGGGAACAGCACGUCGUACCUUUUUGCCUUUUCCUUUGCUGUCCUCAUCAUUUUGACCCUCAUUUUGAUUUACAAAAAGAUUAGGGACGUUGAGAAGAAGCAUAUUUUGUGA